AUGGAGAACAUUGAAAAUGCUUUACCUGGAAUACGAUCAAAACUGGACCAGUUUCAGUUGAAGGAUAUUUACAAUAUGGAUGAAACUGAAUUAUUUUAUCGAUUGAAAGCUGAUCAUUCACUUGCUACUAAGCAGCUCGAAGGACGCAAAAAAAAUAAGGAGAUAAUUACUGUUGUUGUUUGUUGCAAUGGUGAUGAAUCUGAUAAAGUACCACAUUGGGUUAUUGGUAAGUAUGCAAAUCCUAAAUACUUUAAAUAUGUGAACAUGAACAAUCUUAAUUGCAAGUAUCAAUCCAACAAGAAAGCUUGGAUGACUGGCUUGCUUUUUCAAGAUUUUUUUGGUUGUUUUGAUAAGAGAAUGAAUGGCAGGAAGGUUCUCUUAAUAGUAGACAAUUGCUCAGCUCAUCCAAAGCAUUGCAAGAUUCGGUCAGAAGAAAACAAUGUUCCCGAACCAGAAGUUGAUGAAUUAGAUAAAGGUAUCCAAAGAUUAAAUGAUGUCAUCUCUAAUUUACACUAUAAAAAUGUGAUGGAUGUUGAACAUCUUUUGAACUAUCCUAGCGAGAAUGAUGCAGUUAUUGAAUCACCUACAUACGAAGAAAUUAUUCAAUCGGUAAUGAACAGUAAUGAUGAUGAGAAUGAUCCUGAACCAGACGAUAGUAGCGUUGUCCCAAAUGUGUCGUCAAAAGAGGCAUUUCAAUUAGUUCCUCCAGGGAAAAAAAAAAGGCCUUUAUGUCAAGAUCAAGUCGAACAGAUUUUAAUAGAGAGUUUGGCAAAAAUGAUAAGGUUAGUGACAUGGUUUAAAAGUAGGGGGACUUGUAAAGCAACAUCGCUGGAUAUUGCUAACACAACACCUGUCUAA
This is a messenger RNA of Olea europaea var. sylvestris, 858 nucleotides long. RefSeq lists its product as uncharacterized. NCBI's taxonomy places the organism in Eukaryota, Viridiplantae, Streptophyta, Magnoliopsida, Lamiales, Oleaceae. The transcript has 4 exons. The record is from RefSeq and is a predicted model, not a curated record. Gene Ontology annotation, molecular function: DNA binding. The coding region runs from base 1 to 858 and encodes 285 amino acids. Gene Ontology annotation, cellular component: nucleus.